AUGUGGGGGAUGCAGAGGGCCCGGUACGCGGACUGUAGCGGCUCAGAGGGCAGUGAGGACCGGGAGCUGAUGCUGAACAUCGGCGGGGUGAGACAGGUGCUGCACGCUCACAUGCUGAACCGCUUCCCGGAGACGCGCCUCGGGGAACUACUCCACACGUCCCUCCAGGCUCCAGAGGACGUGCUCGCGCUGUGUGAUGACUACGACCCGGACACCAGAGAGUUCUACUUUGACCGCGACCCGCAGGCGUUCCGCAGCAUCCUGGAGCUGUACGUGUACGGGGAAGUGCACAUGAAGCGCGGCGUGUGCGCAAUGUGCUUCCUCAAGGAGAUGGAGUACUGGCGCGUGCCCGCGGACUGUCUGGAUGACUGUUGCAAGUGUGCGCUGCGGGAGGUGCAAGAGGAGUUGCAGGAGAUCGCGGAGAAAGUACGGACCCUGUUGGUGGACCGAGAUGGGGGUCCGCACACCGGGGGCUGGCAGCGCGUGCAGGCGUCUGUGUGGCGGCUCAUGGAGAAGCCCGAGUCCUCCAUGGCCGCGCACAUAGUGGCCAUAGUGUCAUUUGUGUUCAUCCUGCUAUCGUCCGUGGUCAUGUGCGUGGGAACCAUCCCGGAGCUGCAGGUGGAGGACGCGGAGGGUGUGCGCUCGGAGCACCCCACUCUGGAGAUGAUGGAGAGCGCGUGCAUCGGCUGGUUUACGCUGGAAUAUGUGCUGCGCCUGUUCUCCUGUCCGCACAAACUCAAGUUUGCACUGGCCUUCAUGAACAUCAUAGACUUCAUGGCCAUCAUGCCUUUCUACGUUGUGCUCGUACUCACGCGCUUAGGCGCAGGCGUCAUAGAGCUGGCCAACGUGCAGCAGGCGGUGCAGGCGCUACGUAUCAUGCGCAUCGCGCGCAUUUUUAAAUUGGCAAGACACUCGUCCGGCCUGCAGACCCUGACUUCCGCUCUGAAGAGCAGCUUUAAGGAGCUGGGGCUGCUGCUCAUGUACAUGGGUGUGGGAGUGUUCUUGUUCUCUGCGCUGGGGUAUACUAUGGAACAGAACCACCCUGAUACGCUCUUCACCAGCAUCCCUCAGUCCUUCUGGUGGGCCGUCAUCACCAUGACCACAGUGGGCUAUGGGGACGUGUACCCGAAGACCACCCUGGGUAGGUGUAAUGCUGCCAUCAGCUUCCUGUGCGGGGUGAUUGCCAUUGCACUGCCCAUCCAUCCCAUUAUCAACAAUUUUGUCCUGUUCUACAACAAGCAGCAGGUGCUGGAGACGGCCGCAAAGCACGAGAUCGAGCUCAUGGCGCUGCGCUCGUGCCAGGCGCAGCUCCUCGGGCAUGCACACGGAGACGCUGCAAGUAUCUCCUUGCACACAUGUCAUACUGACACGUUCCUCCCACUAGUGCACGAGCCCCAGGGGCCAGGGGUCAGGGGUGCGAGCGCAGACACAAGCUUCAAGAGCAGCACAGAGGCUUCGGACUACUACAGCUCAUGA
Knipowitschia caucasica is the source of this 1476-nucleotide messenger RNA. The record is from the annotation of a GenBank genome assembly. Lineage: Eukaryota; Metazoa; Chordata; Actinopteri; Gobiiformes; Gobiidae.